AGAGAUCUGCAUGCCGGGGAAGCAUCAAGGCAAAAAAAAAAAAAAAAAAAAAAGCGCGGAGCCUCGCCUGCCUGGCAGAUCUUCUUUUGGAGGGGAGCUGCACCACAUUCCUGUGAACUAUAACUGCUUUGAAUGGCAUGUGGCUUGUAACUUUACUUCUGCUGUAUUCUUUGCAAGAAGUCAACAGCGAAGAUGUUGUCUCUACGCGGCUGUACUUUGUGAACGCCUCCCUGCAGCGGGUGACCUUCUCCAGCUCGGUGGGGGUGUCCCUGCCCUGCCCCGCGGGCGGCGCCCCCCAUGCCGUCCUGCGCUGGUACCUGGCCGCCGGAGACGACAUUUACGACGUGCCCCACAUCCGCCAUGUGCACGCCAACGGCACCCUCCAGCUGUACCCCUUCUCUCCCUCCGCCUAUAACAGCAUCAUCCACGACAACGAGUACUUCUGCACCGCAGAGAACCAGGCAGGAAAAAUCCGGAGCCCCAGCAUUCACAUCAAAUCAGUGUUCCGAGAGCCAUAUACAGUCCGUGUGGCUGACCAGCGCUCCAUGCGAGGUAAUGUCGCUGUCUUCAAGUGCCUCAUCCCCUCUGCUGUCCAGGAGUACGUCAGCGUGGUGUCCUGGGAGAAAGACACCGUGUCCAUUGUCCCAGGUAACCGUUUCUUCUUGACCUCAUUUGGGGCUCUGUAUAUCUCAGAGGUACAGAAGGAAGACGCUCUGUCCACCUAUCGCUGUAUCACAAAGCACAAGUACAGUGGCGAGACUCGGCAGAGCAAUGGAGCCAGGCUCUCUGUUAUGGACCCUACGGAGUCCACCCCGUCAGUACUUGACAGUUUCCAAUCCGGUGAGGUGAAGGUAGGGAAUAGUGUGGAGCUGCCCUGCAUCGCAUCAGGCUACCCAAACCCUACCAUCAGAUGGUUAAAGGAUGGGCGGCCGCUGCCGGCAGACUCCCGCUGGACGCGCCGCAUCACGGGCCUCACGAUUUCUGACUUGAGGCUGGAAGACAGCGGCAACUACAUCUGCGAGGUCACCAACAGCUUUGGCUCCAAAGAGGUGACGGGUCACCUCAACAUCAUCGAACCCCUGCGGGUAACCUUGUCCCCCAAGAACCUCAAGACAGGCAUCAGCAGCACGGUCAUCCUAUCUUGUGCCGUCCAGGGUUCUCCCCACUAUUCUGUGUCGUGGUACCGUAACACAGAACCCGUCCUGCCCGACCAGCACUUCUCCAUCCAAGGCGCUCACAACGAGACCUUGUUCAUUUCGGCGGCCCAGAAAAGACACUCAGGCGCUUAUCAGUGCUUUGCCACACGCAAAGCCCAAACUGCCCAGGACUUCUCCAUCAUACUGCUGGAAGAUGGUACUCCACGUAUUGUGGCCUCCUUCAGUGAGAAGGUGGUGGUCCCGGGCGAGCCGUUUUCCCUAAUGUGCACCGCCAAAGGAGCGCCUCCGCCGACCAUCACCUGGAGCCUGGACGACGAGCCCGUGGCCCGCGACCUGUCGCGCGUACGAGCCAGCCAGUACACGCACUCUGAUGGGAGCACCGUGAGCUACGUCAACGUCAGCAACCCCCAGAUCCGCGACGGAGGAUUGUAUCGGUGCGCCGCACGAAACUCGGCCGGUAGCGCCGAGUACCAAGCGCGCAUAAACGUAAGAGGCAAUCCAAGGAUUCGGCCGAUGAAAAACAUCACGGCUGUGGCAGGACGCAGCUCUUUUGUAAACUGCCGUGUGAUCGGCUACCCAUAUUAUUCCAUCAACUGGUACAAGGAGGGGCUUCUGCUACCUGACAACCAUCGUCAGGUGGUGUUUGAAAACGGCACCCUGAAGCUUACCGAUGUCCAGAAGGGGAUGGACGAGGGGGCUUAUAUCUGUAGUGUUCUCAUACAACCUCAGCUAUUCAUCAAGCAGACUGUAUACGUAACAGUCAAAGUUCCUCCGCUGAUCCAGCCAUUUGACUUUCCGCCAACUUCCAUUGGCAAGCUGAUGUACAUCGCUUGCGUGGUGGCGUCCGGAGACAUGCCCAUCCGCAUCACGUGGCGCAAGGACGGCCAGGAGAUUGUGCCUUCGUCGGGCAUCACCAUCGACACCAAAGAGUUCAUGAGCUCCCUGCAGAUCUCCAAGGUGUCACUGAAGCACAAUGGAAACUACACCUGCAUCGCCAGCAAUGACGCUGCCACUGUCAGCACUGAGAGGCAGCUCACUGUCACAGUGCCUCCUCGUUUUGUGGUGCAGCCCAACAACCAGGACGGAAUCUAUGGGAAGUCUGGUAUUCUAAACUGCUCAGUUGAUGGAUACCCUCCUCCCAAAGUCAUGUGGAAGCACGCCAAAAGUGCACUAGCGGGUAUCGGGAGCCCACAGCAGUAUCACCCUGUGCCUCUGACGGGCCGCAUACAGAUCAUGAACAACGGCUCGCUGCUCAUCCGCCACGUACUGGAGGAGGAUCGUGGCUUCUACCUGUGUCAGGCCUCCAACGGGGUGGGCUCUGAUAUCAGCAAGAGCAUGGUGCUCACUGUUAAGAUCCCAGCAAUGAUCACAAGUCACCCCAACACCACCAUGGCCAAGAAGGGUCACGUUAAGGAGCUGAACUGCACAGCCAGGGGAGAAUGGCCCAUCAUCAUUCGCUGGGAGAGAGGCGACACAGUCAUUGACCCUGACCGCAAUCCCCGCUACUCUAUUACCACCAGCCCCAACGAGAAGACAGACGAGGUGUUGUCCACCCUCAAGCUGAAACCAGCAGAGCGUGAGGACUCGGUCUUCUUCUCCUGUCACGCCAUCAACUCGUACGGCGAAGGCCGAGGCCUCAUUCAGCUCACUGUGCAAGAGCCCCCAGACCCUCCAGAGUUGGAGGUGCGAGAAGUGAAAGAUCGCAGUAUGAACCUGCGAUGGACACAGAGGUUCGACGGGAACAGCGUCAUCACCUCCUAUGACAUCGAGUAUAAGAACAAGACUGAUAACUGGGAGCUGAAGCAUGCCACUCGAAACAUCUCCCCCACUAACAAUCAGGCCAACAUUGUGGACCUCCACCCGGCCUCCGUCUACAGCAUCCGUAUGUACUCCUACAACGCCAUCGGCAAGAGCGAGGCCAGUAAGGAGCUCACCAUCAGCACGGAAGAAGCUCAGCCUGAUGGUCCUCCCAUGGACGUGAUCCUGCAGCCGGUGACCUCUCAGAGUAUCAGGGUUACUUGGAAGGCUCCCAGGAAGGAGCUGCAAAAUGGAGUGAUCCGGGGUUACCAAAUUGGCUACAGAGAGAACGGCCCAGGCAGCAGUGGCCAAUACAGCAUUGUGGAGAUGAAGGCCACCGGAGACAGUGAGGUGUACACGCUGGACAACCUCAAGAAGUUUGCGCAGUACGGCGUGGUGGUUCAGGCCUUCAACAGAGCUGGCACCGGGCCCUCCAGCUCCGAGAUCAAUGCGACCACACUUGAAGAUGUUCCCAGCCAGCCUCCUCAGAAUGUGCGUGCCAUUUCUGUCACAUCGGAUGAGGCUGUCAUCUCUUGGGCCGAACCCCCCAGGAUGACUCUACAUGGCGUUUUGAAGGGCUACCGUGUCGUCUUUUGGGCUGUCUUCCCUGACGGAGAGUGGGGUGAAAUGCAGAAUAUCACCACAAGCAAGGAGCAGGUGGAGCUCAGGGGCCUGGAGAAGUUCACCAACUACAGCAUCCAGGUGCUGGCCUACACACAGGCUGGCGAUGGCGUGCGCAGCAAUGUCCUGUACAUCCAAACCCGCGAAGACUACCCUGGGCCCCCAGCUGGCAUCAAAGCUGUGCCCUCCUCCGCCAGCAGUGUUGUGGUAUCCUGGUUACCUCCUCAUAAACCAAAUGGAAUCAUCCGCAAGUACACCAUCUACUGCUCGAGCCCUGGAUCAGGCCAACCGAUGCCCAGCGAAUAUGAAGCUAACCCAGAGCUCGUCUUCUACCGCAUCAGCCAUCUCAACCACAGGCAGCAGUACUUGAUCUGGGCUGCAGCCGUCACCACUGCAGGACGCGGAAACUUCAGCGACAAGGUCACAGCUGAGCCCGCCGCCAAGGCCCCUGCUAAGAUCCUGUCAUUUGGGGGUACAGUGACGACUCCGUGGAUGAAAGAGGUACGGCUGCCCUGCAGCUCUGUUGGAGAACCAACACCAACCAUUAAAUGGACCAAAGACAGUGACAACACAGCUAUCCCAGUGUCUCUGGAUGGACAGCGUCUCAUCAUGGCCAAUGGCACCCUUGUGCUACGCACUGUCAAAGCUGAAGAUUCUGGCUACUACACCUGCACCGCCACCAACACGCUGGGCUUUGACACCAUCAUUGUCAAUCUUUUAGUGCAAGUUCCUCCAGACCAGCCUCGUCUCACAGUGUCCACCACCUCCACUUCCUCCAUCACUCUGGCAUGGAUACCAGGCGAUAACGGCGGAAGCUCUAUCAGGGGUUUUGUGCUGCAGUACUCCGUGGACAACACAGAGGAGUGGAAAGAUGUGUUCAUCAGCUCCACCGAGCGCUCCUUCAAACUGGACAACUUGCGCUGCGGCACCUGGUAUAAAGUCAAGCUGGCGGCGAAGAACAGCGUCGGAGCGGGACGCAUUAGCGAGAUCAUCGAAGCCAAGACCCACGGCCGAGAGCCCCAGUUUAACAAGGACCAGCCCGUAUUCACCCACAUCAACUCCAGCCACGCCCGCCUCAACCUGCAGGGCUGGGCCAGCGGCGGCUGUCCCAUCAGCGCUGUGACACUGGAGUUUCGCCUGAAAGGUACGUGGGCGUGGCAGAACGUGCGCACCAACGCCACCAAAGACGUGUUCCUGGCCGAGCUGCGUGAGGCCACCUGGUAUGAGCUGAAGAUGAAAGCCUGUAACAGUGCCGGGUGUGGCAACCAGAGCUCCCAGUUUGCAACGCUGGAUUACGACGGCAGCACAAUUCCUCCAAUCAAGUCCCCUUUGGAAAAGAACGACGACGUCAAGAAGCUGUUUUCUAUUGGCUGCCCUGUGAUCCUGGUCACUCUCGGUGUGGCGCUGCUCUUCAUCGUACGCAAGAAACGCAAAGAAAAGAGGCUGAAGAGACUCCGAGAUGCCAAAAGCCUAGCAGAGAUGCUGAUCAGUAAAAACAACAGAAGCUUUGACACCCCAGUGAAGGGGCCGCCUCAGGGCCCGCGCUUGCACAUCGACAUCCCGAGAGUGCAGCUGCUGAUCGAAGACAAAGAGGGCAUCAAGCAGAUCGGCGAGGACAAGGCCACCAUACCUGUGACAGACACCGAGUUCAAUCAGACCGGGAACCCACAAAGCUUCUGCGCAGGUGUGUCCGUUCACCACCCUGCUCUCAUCCAGAACACUGGUCCUUUGAUUGACAUGUCAGACAUCAGACCAGGAACCAAUCCAGUUUCGAGGAAGAGUGUCAAAUCAGCCCACAGCAUCAGGAACCGCUACUCUAGUCAAUGGACUCUGACCAAGUGUCAGGCCUCCACGCCCGCUCGCGUCCUCGCCUCGGACUGGCGCACGGUCACCUCGCAGCACGGCAUCACUGUCACCGAGAGCGACAGCUACAGUGCCAGCCUCUCGCAGGACACAGAUAAGGGUCGUAACAGCAUGGUAUCGACAGAGAGCGCCUCGUCCACCUACGAGGAGUUGGCCAGGGCGUACGAACACGCCAAGCUAGAGGAGCACCUGCAGCACGCCAAAUUCGAAAUCACCGAGUGCUUCAUCUCCGACAGCUCCUCCGACCAGAUGACCACGGGUACCAACGACAACGCCGACAGCAUGACGUCCAUGAGCACGCCCUCGGAGCCCGGCAUAUGCCGCUUCACCGCCUCGCCGCCCAAGCCCCAGGACUAUGAUCGUGGCAAGAAUGUAGCCGUGCCCAUCCCGCACCGCGCCAAGAGUGACUAUUGCAACAUUCCCCUCUACAUGAAGUCAGACCCCUUCUUCCGAAAGCAGUCGGAGCAGCGUGACCCGUGUCCAGUGGUUCCCCCCCGUGAAGCCUCCAUCCGCGGCCUGGCCCAGCGGGCGUACCACACCCAGGGCCGUCACAUGACUAUGGAUUCUGCCAAGCAGCAGGCCCUCACCAUGGGCCACGCCGGCCUGUCCAGCCUCACCUCCUCCGGGGCGUCCGCCGGAGGAGCCGCUGGAGGAGGGGGAGGCAUGUCCGCCAGCUCCAGCAGCUCCAGCAGCUCCACGCUCCCCCAGAGGACUCUCACUAUGCCGGGCUCCUCGGCCACGGGGGCCCAGGGCGCGGCCGCCGCGGCCGCUGCCACCGCCGCCGCCACUGGAGCAUCGUCGUCCUCCGGUGGGGCUGUGGGGGCCACGGGAGGCACGCCCGCUGGCGCCUCCUCCUCCUCCAAGAUGGCAGGAUCCAGAGACUCUCUUUUGGAGAGCAGCUCGUCAGGAUUGGGCAGACUACAGAAGCAGAGGGAUGGGGGUGCGGGGGCCUACUCCAAGUCAUACACACUGGUGUAGCCUGACAUGGUGGCGGCUAAUUAAAAAGAUUAGUGGUCAAAUGCGGGGUGAAGAAGACACCGAUGCCCGGCUCCUCACCCGUAGGUGCCUGCUCUGUGCCGCGCCGCAGGGGGCUGCUCGGGCUCCCAUCGAUACUGCAGUAAGGAGGAGUUGGGGAGUCUCCGCAGCACAGAGGGGGUUGCCUUUCUUUCUGCCUGAUUGCUUUUCUCCUCAUCUCUUUUACGCCGCCACUUCCCAAAACACGAUUUAUUUGUCCACUUUUCAUGUCCUGCUACGGACCCCCACUUAUCCAAGGUAUGCACAAAAUCCUCUCCACGUGCUGCAAGAGGUGGUUGCUUGAAUUUCCCACUGGUUAUGUUUGAGGUUGAAAGGAGCUCAUAUCACAGCAUUGUGCCACUUCACGAUGCUUUUACUGUACGCAUUAGCCACCCGACUCGGUGGCGUUUGCUCCAUGAAAUGUCUUUUCCGUACAAUGUAUCAUGGAAAAAAAAAUGUCAAUGUCAUUUCUGGCAUUGGGGAAUAUAAUCUCAUAUAUGAGGAUUAUCAAGGCCGUGUGUGUGUGCGUGUGGAUGUAUAUGUGUAAAUAUAUACAAUAUACAGUAUGUGCACGUGUGGCAGGCACACAACAAUGGUGGACCUUUUUAAAAGUCAAUCUGUAUGUUGAGCGUCUAAAUACUAAAACCCACAGUCCAUUUUUGACUUCUGAAGCUGAACUUUGAAUUUAUUGUUUAAUGGUAAUAUUAUUUGCGAUUGAAAGAAAGGUAACGGGUAGGUACCAAGCAACUGUUUUUCAGUUCAUCAAGAUGCCACAAUCGUAAUUCAGUGGUGUAGUCAUUCUCCAAGAAGCCCUUUCCAUACUGUACCUUCCCCCACCGUCACGGUGACUAGCAAACACGUAGAGACGCAUAACGAUGGAAGCUGUCACUUCACGAGACGACUCUCACGUUGCGCUUCUAGGCAGACGGCUAGGCUGUGUUCAAAAUCACUCCCCGUCCACUACAUAGUGCCCUAUAUUGAGUUUGCCAUUUUGUAGUGUUGUCCCAAUGUGAAGUCAGUGUAGGUUUUCCCAACCUUUAUUGAGCCAAACCUUUACAUGAGAGAAAAAAAUCUCAGAAAACACCACCCAACAAAUAUGUCGCAAAAAGUGGGGCACAGGUUAAUCAUGUACCUUCUGCCAUCUAGUGGAAGAGCAUUUAAUUGUUCUGUCUGUCACUCUACAGUAUGUCGCUGGCAUAGGUAGUUGAAUCAAGAUGCAUUAUUUGUAGUAAAUAAUUUUCGGCCCAAUUAAGUAAAAUUGGAUGACUUCCCGCGGCACACCUGAUGAUCUCUCAUGGCACACUAACGUCCCACAAUGCAUCGUGAAAAGUCGCGAACAAAAACGGUCACUAGAAAGUCAAUAUAUUCCAUGAUGUAUUGCGCCCAUAGAGAAAAAUUAUUUUCAGUUUCUGGAAAUAUUCUAUUUCAAUUCAUUAAUUGUGGGGGGAAAUAAAGUCCCUGUUAAGUGAAAAUAAAGAUGUCUUCUACAUUUGACAAAACACAAAGAAGACUGUUGUUAACAACCCUGACAAAUUUGAAUGAUUUAAAAAAUAGUUUGUACAGUGGGGCAGGUGGGAUUUUCCGCUAUUUCUCCAAAAAUGAGUCAUGUAUGUAGAAACAAACCUCUGAAUUCACUUUACAGAGUCUUGGAUCUAAGUAGAGCAACACAUAAUAAACACUGAUAGACAUAAAGUGCUUCAAACUCAGCAUAAAACAAUAAGAUGUUAUUAUGAUUUAUUUGUUCAAUAUUUACUAUUGAAGGUCCACCCCUCGAUGUUGAUCAGGCACGUUGUAACUAUGCAAUGGCACAGACAUAAUUAACGGCAUGACCGAGUUGUGUUCCAAAAAUUAUUUGACUGAUGAGUGAAAAUCCACAAGUUAAAAAAAAUAAAAAAAUUUAAAUGGCGGCAAAGCACUACUUUUGGCUAUGCCCUGACUAAAUGAAGCUCUUCCCCCUACUUCAACUUAGUUCCCACACGAUGGCGCCAAAGAAAACUUGUAGUAUAUUAUACAGGGCUUUGACUUUUAAGCGAUUAAUGGAGAAUUGGUUCCAUGGAAAAAUAAAUAAUAAUAAAAAAUUGGGCAAAGGAGUGUGCGGACUAAGUGAAUGAUUCCGAACACAGCCUUAUAGUGUUGUUAUUGUACAAAAGAAAGAAUCCGUGAAUUAAGUUUAACUUUACAUAUGGUACGCUUUAUUUCAUUGACUUUUUAUUUCUUCACAAUUUCUCCGAAAAGCAAAAUCCCAUAACAAAAAAUCAGUUCCAAAAAUAAAAAAUGGUUUAAAAAAUAGAGUUGCUCCAAAUGUUUAGCAAUGAUCAAAUGUAACAAACAUCAGGGCUCUCGCAAUAGAAAAAGAUAUGUUUGUUUUAAAAAAAUAUAUAUGUACAUAUAUAUUUCUAUUCAAAUAUAUAGCAAAUAUAUGACUACUGAGAAAAAACAACUAUUAAAGCCGUUCUAAUUGAAAAUAUAUUCGAAAAGAUCACAAGACAAUCGUUCCGAGGGAGAGAGAGAGAAAAGGAAGAUGUGACAAAGGGCGAGUGACUUUCACGGGUAGCACAAGCGUCACGAGGGGAAGGGAAGGUGAUGAGGCGCUGCCGUCUUUAUUGCCGUCCCUCUCGUGAUUCCGGCUGCACGUGCACGCGGCUCGGACGACAAAGCACAGUUGAAUCGUGGUGUGAGAUUGUGUCUCCAGGUAGAAAACAAACAGUUUGUGGUGAGCUUGGUAUUGAAAAAAGAAAGAAAAACAAUCAAAACUUUAGCAGAGCAAUACGGUGGAUAUAAAACGUCUACACGCCCAUGUUCCAAUACCAGGUUUUUGUGGUAUAAAAUUAGACCGAAAUACAUUUGCUCAGAACCUUUUCCACCAUUAAUGUGACCUAUAAACUGUACAGCUCAAUAGAAAUAUUUUUUAGAGGGGAAAUAAAAGCAAACAUCAGAGAUGAUGUGGUUGCAGAAGUGUGCACACCCUCUUCUAACUGGGGGUUUGGCUGUGUUCAGAAUUGACCAAUCACUUUUAAACUUGGGUUAUAUGGGACACACAUUUACCCAUGUGUUUAGGAAAUUUUGUUAUGGUCCAGUUCAAAAUAGCAGUCAGUGUUAGCACAAAACCUUCUGGCGUCUGCUAGUAAGCAACAAAACCUUCGGGGUCCAGAUAGUAAGUUAAAAAAAAAAAAAAAAAAAAGUCACAAAAAGCCUACUAGAACAUCUGAACUUGAGUUGGAGUUAAUCGGAGGCACUUUAAAUGGAGGCAGAUGUGUGCUGAUUCCCAUUUAGCAUGAGUUUAAAUGUGAUUGGCUAAUCUGAACACAGACACAUACCGUUAGAUGAGGGCAUGUGCACUUCUGCAACCACAUAACUGUAUUUUAAUUGUUUAGUUUUACUUCCUCUGUCGUGAAAAAAAAUAAUAAUAUAAGAAUUGAGGUGUACAAGUAUAAUUUCAAUUAAUUAUUUAUCUUGGUCUCAUUUUUUAGUGACAAAAACCUGUUAUUUGAACAGCGGUGUGUAGACUUUUUAUACCCACUGUACAGUGAGUGAGCCUGUUGUAAUAUGUUGUAUUGUACCUUUCAAAGGUGUGUUCACCAACUCCAUGCCAUCCCGCCCAACUAGACUACUUUCUGCAUCACUUUGGCCUUUACAUUUCCACUUCUACAUGUACAUGUUCCCAGGAAAACAAACUCUCGUGGGCCUGUUUACAUACACUCCAGCACACUGAUAUUGGAUGGAGUGACUAAACUAAUUCCAUCGGUCAAGUUGCCAGGCCACACUGACCUUAUGUCAGUUUGUUCAAAACAAAUGCAGUGUUCCUUGCGGAAAGGUCUACCCUAUGAUGAGAACAGGGGUGUCCAAAUUAGAACCCAUAACGGCAUAACAUCCUGCUCUUAUCUUCAUUUCUUUUCUGUAGCUCGUUCAGGCAGCAAAACUAGCUGGAUCUGGAGUAGUUGCACCAAUUUGCUGCCUGCUGGUGAAAUCUGUAAAUACGUUUAUCACACUGUGACAUAUUGUCGGUGUCCAAUGAAAAACAUGCAUCUCCAGCAGAUUUUUCUUUUUUCAAAGUGUGUUUCUUUUUUUUUAUUAUUUUACUUUUAUCCAGAAAAUUACAACAGAUACAGAUUUGGAUAAAAAUACUGAACCAGCAAAUUUUUGAUUUUAUGACAUAUUGUCACUAGCCAGUAAAAAAAAAUACAAAAUACAACAAUAAAUUGUAUUUUGAUAUUAUUUUACCUUUAGCCAAAAAAAUAAACUCCUACCAAAAAUCAAUCUUUGUUCAUUUUCUAUCUAAAAUAUGUUAAAUGAGCACAUUUUGAAAUGCAUCUUGUGUUGUAUGUUUAUUUCUUCCUGUAGCCCAGUGAUUCUCAAAGUGUGGUGUGCGUGCCCCUGGUGGUACGAGGGCUCCGUCUAGUGGCACACAAAAGAAUCACUGAAUGGCUAAACUGUGCAUAAUAUUACAGUGGCCUAAACUUUUUUUUUAAUCCAGUACAGUACGUUUGUAGAAUUGAGUUGUUUAACUUUUAAGUACAAUACAUUUGCAUUUCAUCUUUAAGCAUUGUCUGUUUUUCACA
Messenger RNA from Phyllopteryx taeniolatus (common seadragon), 11011 nucleotides. It is a transcript of the gene dscaml1, whose product is annotated as Down syndrome cell adhesion molecule like 1. Gene Ontology annotation, cellular component: plasma membrane; axon. The transcript has 35 exons. NCBI's taxonomy places the organism in Eukaryota, Metazoa, Chordata, Actinopteri, Syngnathiformes, Syngnathidae. Gene Ontology annotation, molecular function: cell-cell adhesion mediator activity. The coding region runs from base 138 to 6416 and encodes 2092 amino acids. The record is from RefSeq and is a predicted model, not a curated record. Gene Ontology annotation, biological process: axon guidance; dendrite self-avoidance; homophilic cell-cell adhesion.